AUGGCUCAACUGGCCAUCGACGAACACAGCCCGGACAUCUUCGCGAUCGUCUGCUUCAACGACAGCUUCCAGCUCGCCCUCAGUUUCGACGACAUCAAGACUCUCCUCCUCGUGUGCAAACGAGCCCGGCCCCUCCUCAGCUCCAAGGUGCCUCGCUUCCACCGCUGGUGCCAGAAGGCGGGACUGUGUCGCCCAGACGGAGGGCUGCGUAUUGGACUCACACACAGUCACGAGAUUGCCAUAUCGCUCCACUGCGAUGAACAAGUCACAAUCGACCGAUCCUGGCUUGUCGCCCAAGCCGACAAGGGUAAUGCUGCCGCAUCGUAUUUCUUGGCAAUUAUCCUUCAAAUCGGGGUUGGUGGACGACCCUACAGGAAUCGGUCCAAGCAGCAAGCUAUCCACCAGCAAAUCUUCCGCCAUCUGAAGAAUGCAACCAACGCAAACGACACGAUGGCGCAAUUCCACUUGGCUGGCUGCUAUCACGAUGGCACUGGUGUCGACCAAGACCACACCAAAGCCGUCGAGUUGUAUCGCAAUCUUGCCGAACGAGGUCUUUCUCAGGCUCAAAUCGCUCUUGGCUGUUGCUUCGAGGGAGGCGAAGGUGUCGAUCAAGACUUUGACACAGCCAUCAAGUGGUACUCCAAGGCCUCCGACCAAAGUAGCGAAGAUGGUCGACUCUACAUCGUGUUCCUCCGAGCCUGGUUCUCGUUCAUUGGCCAUGGUGUCGAGCAGAGCGACGAAAAUGCCUUGAACCACUGGCAGGAGGUCAGCACCCAAUCCACCGAUCCAGUCAUCAAACCCAUUGCCACACACAUGGUCGGAUGGAUGCACUACCUCGGCCGAGGCAGCCAGCGUGACCAGCUGAAGGGAAUCACGAUCAUCCGCAAGAACGAAUCGGAUGAGUUCAACCUUGGAGAGAACGAGUGUCUGACAUCGAUUUGGAAAGACAUCAAGUCCGACUCACCUGUCGCCUGCAAGUUCUUUCAGUUGUGCCAGCUGGGAUCGGAUCGAGACUGGAUUUGCAGACAUCUCGUGGCUGUGUGUCUGUUCUAUGGAUUCGGAACCACCGAGGACCGGGUGAAGGCAGCGGGUAUGUUUGAGCAACUCGCCAACGAGGGCCACAGCGACAGCCAGUUGUGGAUCGGAGAGUGCUACCACUGGAGCGUGGGAGUAUCGGAGGACAACGACAAUGCCUUCGAGUGGUUCAGCAAGUCGGCUGACCAAGGCAACUCGUACGGGCAGUGGAUGGUUGGUGAAUGUUACUACAAUGGACACGGAGUCGCCGAGGACCUCGCCAAGGCCGCCGAGUGGUAUCGCAAGUCGGCCGAGCAGGGAAAUCGAUACGGGCAGCAUGAUCUCGGCAAUUGCUACCGAUAUGGUGAUGGUGUCCCCAAGGACAUCGACACUGCAGUAUUUUGGUACCACAAAUCCGCAGACCAGGGUUUUGAAUAUGCCAUCAACGGACUCAAGAGGCUCGGCAAGUGGCCCUGA
Polychytrium aggregatum is the source of this 1491-nucleotide messenger RNA. RefSeq lists its product as uncharacterized. Gene Ontology annotation, molecular function: protein binding. The transcript has a single exon. Lineage: Eukaryota; Fungi; Chytridiomycota; Chytridiomycetes; Polychytriales. The coding region runs from base 1 to 1491 and encodes 496 amino acids. The record is from RefSeq and is a predicted model, not a curated record.